Messenger RNA from Candidula unifasciata, 900 nucleotides. The record is from the annotation of a GenBank genome assembly. NCBI's taxonomy places the organism in Eukaryota, Metazoa, Mollusca, Gastropoda, Stylommatophora, Geomitridae.
AUGGCAAAAAGAAGAUUGCAGAUUCCGAAAGAAGAAGAUGUGACGCUGGUUCUUGAAGAUGAUGGAACCCUUGUUGAUGGAAAUGAUUUCUUGCAGACUUUGCCCUCCCAGACUGUGUUUGUUUUUCUGCGGAAAGGAGAAAAAUGGAUGGGAGCUGGAGAGAAAAUUUAUAGAAUUCUGAGCAGCCUGUGUGAUAUGGAUAGGAAGGCAGAGAUUGCAGAGCAGAUCCGAGGACUCCUGGCCGAUGACCUGGCUCCAGAAAAAGUCAGCAUCCUGUCUCAGUAUUUAGACAUGCUGGAGACUGAUAUAGAGGCAGAGGAUCGAUGCGAGCAUGAGGAUUGGUUUGAAGGAGUCAACAAAAAAUACAAAACAAAGGGAGAGGUCAUGAAGAAUACUGCUCAACAAAGGAUCCGGAGCUACUUUACCAGUGCCAAGGAACAGAUUGCCAAGGAAGAGGACCCAAAAACAAGAGCCUUGCUCGGCCAGGUCCUGGAAGAGCUGUCUGCAAAGUUAGCCUUAAAUGCUUACCACGGUUACUACUUUGACCGGAUGGCUGCGGCAAAACUUCGGAUGUGUGAUACAAAGGGAUGGUUCACGUGUGAGGGAGCGUUUGAUGAGGGCACCUGUUCUAGGUUUCACAACAUUAACCCUUACGCUUCUAGAGGCUACAGGCAGCUGUUUGGACUGUGGAAUCUAGAUCACAUAAUAGAGAAGUCAAGGGAGAUUAUUCCUGCCUUAAUAAAAGCGGCAAAGAAGAAGCCAAAAGCCAAAGCCCUGAACCACGAGGAAGUAUACAAAUUACUUUUCACUCGAACUAAUUUAAAACUGGUUCAUAUUAGUUGCCACAAAAAGUCCGCUCGGGCUCUGAAAACUGUUGAUAUUAAACAGUUGAUUCAUUAG